Molecule: messenger RNA, 6042 nt
Organism: Scomber japonicus (chub mackerel)
Lineage: Eukaryota; Metazoa; Chordata; Actinopteri; Scombriformes; Scombridae
Gene: sema6d
Product: sema domain, transmembrane domain (TM), and cytoplasmic domain, (semaphorin) 6D, like
Exons: 19
Coding region: 1-3330 (1109 amino acids)
Biological process (GO): axon guidance; negative regulation of axon extension involved in axon guidance; semaphorin-plexin signaling pathway
Molecular function (GO): chemorepellent activity; semaphorin receptor binding
Source: RefSeq, a predicted model, not a curated record
AUGGGCCAGAGAGCUGCGCUUCUGCUCAGUGAGCUGCUGCUGCUGCUGACAGCCUCACGCACUCUCCUCGCAGUCAGCUUCCCCGAGGACAUCGUACCCCUCGAUGUCGUUGACGCACACUUUUCACGAAGGUACCCUGUGUUCAGAGGCAGGCCCUCUGGCAACGAGUCACAGCAUCGCCUUGACUUUCAGCUGAUGACCAAGAUACAGGACACUCUGUUCAUCGCUGGCAGAGACCAGGUGUACCUAGUCAGUCUGAGAGAAUCCUACAGGAAUGAGAUCAUUCCUUACCGGAAGCUUACAUGGCGAUCGGGCCAAUCUGACAGAGAGAUGUGUGCCGUCAAGGGAAAACACAGAGACGAGUGCCAUAACUUCAUCAAAGUGCUGGUUCCCAGAAAUGAUGACCUGGUCUUCAUCUGUGGUACCAACGGCUUCAACCCAAUGUGCAGAUACUACAGGCUGGAUAACCUAGAGUUUGAUGGGGAGGAGAUCAAUGGACUGGCACGGUGCCCAUUUGACUCCAAGCAAACCAACGUUGCCCUUUUCGCUGAGGGGAAGCUGUAUUCUGCCACUGUAGCUGACUUUCAGGCCAGUGAUUCGGUCAUCUAUCGCAGUAUGGGUGAUGGAUCAGCCUUGAGGACUAUCAAAUAUGACUCCAAAUGGCUGAAAGAACCUCAUUUCCUGCAUGCAGCAGAGUAUGGGAAUUAUGUGUACUUUUUCUACCGAGAGAUUGCAGUGGAACACAGCAAUCUGGGCAAGGUUGUGUAUUCUCGUGUGGCCCGGAUCUGUAAAAAUGACAUAGGUGGGUCACAACGAGUGCUGGAGAAACACUGGACAUCAUUUGUGAAGGCGAGGCUGAACUGCUCCGUGCCAGGAGAGUCUUUCUUUUACUUUGAUGUACUUCAGUCCAUCACUGACAUCAUUAACAUCAAUGGAAUCCCUUCGGUGGUGGGGGUGUUCACCACACAGAUGAACAGUAUCCCUGGGUCAGCAGUGUGCGCCUUCUCCAUGGCUGACAUAGAGAAAGUAUUUUUGGGUCGGUUCAAAGAGCAGAAGACUCCUGACUCUGUGUGGACUCCAUUUCCAGAGGAGAAGCUGCCCAAACCUCGACCCGGGAGCUGUGCAGGUCAUGGUUCAGCUGCAUCCUUUAAGAGCUCCAUCGAGUUCCCUGACGAGACCCUGCAGUUUAUCAAGUCCCACCCUCUUAUGGACACGGCUGUGCCUUCCAUAGGGGAUGAGCCUUGGUACACCAAGACGCGAGUCAGGUACAGGCUGACAGCACUGGCUGUGGACAAUGAAGCAGGGCCCCACAAGAACUACACAGUGGUGUUCAUCGGGGCCGAGUCAGGCAUUGUCCUCAAGGUUUUGGCCAAGACUUCCUCUAUGUCCCUGAAUGACAGCCUGCUUCUAGAGGAGAUAGACGUCUUCAACAGAGCCAAGUGUUUGUCUAGCCAUGAGGAUGACAAGCGUGUCGUCUCGCUGCACGUGGACAAAGAUGCCCACAGCCUGUAUGUCGCCUUUUCGAGCUGUGUCAUCCGUAUUCCCCUGAGUCGCUGUGAAAGGCAUUCUUCUUGCCACAAGUCAUGCAUCGCAUCAAGGGAUCCUUAUUGCGGCUGGAAGCCUCAUGGAGCCUGUGAGAGGAUAGAGCCUGGUGUUUUAACUGGCUAUGAGCAGGACAUUGAAUUAGGAAACACUGCACACCUGGGGGACUGUCAUGCGUUUUUGGGCACUACAUCAGCGCCAGAUUACAAAUCAUUUGGCGACCCUACCUCUGACAUGGAGUUUUCAUCAACGCCAGUCACUGUCCAGCCCAGUGGGCCCAUACCCCCCCCAGUACUCAUACCCACUCAGAGCCCCAGCUCUGGGCCUGGUCCAGAGCUCUACGGCUCAGGCUUUGUGCAGCAGGAUGACCCAGCCACCUCCCAUUCUUUAGACUCUAUCCCAGGGGGCCAAGAGGGUGUGUGGGAUAUCCAAGCAAGUGAGACCAACCAGAUGGUCCACAUGAACAUCCUCAUCACCUGCGUGUUUGCUGCUUUUCUCAUGGGUGCUCUGCUUGCUGGUCUGAUUGUCUUCUGCUACCGAGACUCAUUCCUCCGUAAGCCAAGACAUGUCCACAAGGAUGCAGAAUCUGCACCAUCCUGCUCAGAUUCUACCGGAAGCUUUGUGAAGCUCAAUGGCCUCUUUGACAGCCCUGUAAAGGAGUACCAGACCAACAUGGACUCUCCCAAGCUGUACACCAAUCUGCUGAGCAAUGGCAAAGACCUGAAUACUCCCAACGGGGACACCAAGACCAUGAUCCUGCGAGAUGGCUGUCAGCCCCCUGAGCUGGCUGCUCUGCCUACACCAGAGUCCACCCCUGUGCUUCAGCAGAAAGGCCUGCAGCCCAUCAAAAACCAAUGGGAGAGGGCUCAUGGGAAGGCCAGUGGUCCGCGAAAGGAGUCCAACUCAUCAGCCAUCAGUCCUCAGUUCCUCCCUUCUUCUCCUGCUCCACCUAAUUCAAACCCUCACCACCCUCACCUUGCCCUAGGACACUCUCAUAUCCCUAGUGCGGUUGUCCUGCCGAAUGCCACACAUGACCACCCUAACCUUGACAACGGAGAUGAUACACUGCCACGUUCAUCUGAAAAGAAGCAGAAAAAUCCAGAUUCUAAAGGAAGUAGGAAAGACCAGAAGAGGUCUGUGGAUGCUAGAAAUACCCUAAAUGACCUUUUAAAACACCUCAAUGACUCUGUGGCCAACCCCAAGGCCAUUCUUCAAGAGGGAUCAGGGCCACGCCCAAGACAACACCUCACACUGGAGCCAAUGGAGGAACUGACUGAAUUACCCCCCAAGGUACCCAGCCGUGAAGCCUCCUUGUACUCUCCUUCAUCCUCCCUGCCGAGGCACAGCCCCACUAAGAGGGUGGAUGUUCCCAUGCCCACCACUCCCACUACACCAACGGGCAGCUUGAGCAUGGGAGACACCCUGGAGAGGCAAAGGGGGGGUUACCAGCUCCAUCGGAGUGCCUCUCACAGGCACUCCUUAUCCACCUCACCAAAUGGGGUAACCAUGGGGGUGUCUGUGUCUCGCCAACACAGUAUGAACAGAGGGGGUUACAUGCCCCCAACACCCCCCUCCAGACUUGACUCUCAUGGCGGAGUGAUGGGGGCAGGAAUGCACUCCGCCCAUCCGUCCUCUGUUUCCCGACAGAGCAGCUACAGUGGGCAUGGCUCGCUCCCUCGCACAGGGCUGAAAAGGACCCCUUCGCUAAAGCCAGAUGUGCCCCCUAAACCCAAUGGGUUUUCACCACAGACUCCACAGAUGCGAGUGGUCAAUAAGUACAGUUAUUAAAAGAGCAUGGACACCUCAAAGUGAGCUCUUGGCCUUGACUGUAGAGCUUUGAGCCCUGAGGGCUUUGGGUGGGGGGUGGGGGGGGUUUCGGAUGGGGUAGGGCCUGGUGUGUGUUUGUGUAUCGACUUGAGGUGUGUUCCCCCUUUAAAUGAUAUGCACAUUCACUCACACUAAAAAGGGAAAAUCACACAUGUGGCCAAAGAUACUCCUUGUGGCUUUUUCGCUCCCUAUGUUUUCAUCUCCCUCCCUAGUCAUGGUAGCCACAGGAUACGAACAGAGGACAGUGGUGAAUCUGCUGCUCCCCAUUGUAUCUGGGCUUGGGUGUCACCUGUUCCCACAUUAGGUACGAGGUUUAUGAUACCAGCAGUGGCCACUAAAACGUCUGUGUGUGAGGUACCAGGUCAAAAACAGUGGAAUACUUGAAGAAUGGGUCUCAUUUGUUACUGCCCUUGAGCACUGUCUUCCCACUAAUGUGAACUGAAACAGAGAGGAGAGGUAGACCAUACGUUUGUUAGUAAGAUGGCUGGGGGCAGAAGAGAGGAAACUCGAUAAUUAUCGGGUGAGUUAAGAUACAUAUGACCAUAAACAGUUAAGAAUACAGAGAUAAAGAGUAUAUGAUUGUGUGCAUGUGUUUGUGUGUUGAGUGAUUGGAGAGCAGGUUUGUGUAAAGGUUUACACCUGUUAAUCAAGAGUCGGGCCACAUGCAGAGGAUGUAUGUUAAGACCUUUCUAAGACCUAUGUCACCGUCUCUCAUUACAACUGUGAUGUUUCUUUGGUCUUUGUUUUGAACCUAUCUGAACCAAGCCUAAACCAUUUUUGAAUCAUUCUGUGGUGUUUCUGGUAAUUAGACUAGGCUGAAGUUAAGUUGGUCAUGCUGGGUGUAAGUCUAUAUUGGGACUUUGCAACUCGCUGGGAAAUUUUCCUUAAUACAUAUGCUGCUAUUGGUUUUGGACAUAGUUUGUCUUUGAUGCAUUUAUUUCUCUACCAGACUUUGACAGUCCUGUUAUAGGUGUGCAGAUCUGCAUGUGUGUGUGUGUGUGUGUGUGUGUGUGUGUGGGCGUGCACGUGUUAUAUUGUGGACAGGGGCCAAGAAUUACAGUUGAAGCAACCAAAUGCACUGUUAAUACUGAUGGUUAAAAAAUUAUUCUCUCCUGGACUGAAACCUCUGCCCCUUUGUAGGAAUUAUACUGGUGGCUGAAGAGACCUCUUUAUGUAGCAAUGGUAUUAAGAAAAACAUACAUUUCUCAUAUCAUAUGAUAAAUUAAUUUUGAAUAAAAUGAUUUGCCUUUAUAAUGUUUUACUAUUUUAUUUAAGGAAUUUACCAUAUGAAACUAAAGCAACACCAAUGGUUUAGCCCAUGUACAUGAAUUCAGCAUUUCAGGGCACCUCUGUUAAAGUUGUGAGUCCCCUAAUAAAAGAACACUAGAAUUUUCCUCCUACAUUAACCCUAUUAAAGGUGUAAACUGACCCUAGAACAAUACAUGGAUGUAACUGCUCUGUCAUCUGUCGUGCUGGUUCUGCAGCCCGUGUUCCCUGUGCAGCUUCCCUGUGCGUGGCCAGUGUACAAUCAACACAACAUUUACCAAUGUGUCCAAAUGAGUCAUGCUGGGAAUGACAAGAUCCUGUAUAUACUUAAAUACUAUAAAUAAGGAGUAUAAAUAUUUUUAGGCAAGUGAACCUGAAUCUGUGCAUUGUGUGCCUUAUUCACAAAAUGAUCUACUACAGUAUAUAUAUUGGCAAUGUCAAUUGGUUCUCUGUAUCUUAUUGUCAUUUACUGUAUAAACAAUUUUUAUAUGAUCAAUUUUAAAUUCUGCAAGAUGUGUUGAAAGAUCACUACCUAAUCUCAACUGAAGUGAUGGGAAAAACAAAUUGACCGAUACACAUUCCACAUGUGAAUGACAGUCGUGCAAAAGCAACAGUCAAAAACACUUUUUCUGGGUAUAAAUUGAUUUUCUCCUUUAUUGCCGGUGUUGAAAAGAAUGGUGUUAAUCCACCACGUAGAGGUGCCAUGCAGUGAAUGUAUUUUCUUGACAGUGGGAUGUAGGGUGGUUAUACCUUGCACUGUGGAGCAGUCGGCUCCACACAGCACAUCCUGCCCACAGUCAAUGUAUUAACACAGUGUUCAAAUGAAAAGCCGUCUUUAGGCAUGGGCUGCGGUUACGCGGAAUAUGUAAUUCCCCAAGAUUGCAGUGACAGAAAAAUUUUUCUCUUGGCCAGUAGGAAUGACUGAGGGAUGAUUUCUCUUAGCAGUGGGUGCAUCAUUUGGGUGACAUCUGCAAUCUUAUCUGAGUGUCAGUUGCCUGUUUAGCCCAAAGCCACAUUUUGUUUACAAGUGAUGAUUGUAUGUAAAGACUUUCUGCCUGUCAUCUAACCAGUGUUUGGGCUCUCUUUUCUACUAGACACAUGCACAUUGACAUACACAAACAUACACUGCUCAACUGCCUUGUACAUUGCAAUAUGAACUGGGUCUUUCUGUUGCAAUCUAAAUUGAAGCCUUUAUAUUUCAGUCUGAGCUCUGUGUAUGUGCAGACGAACCGGAUUUUGUCAUGUAAUUUUGAUUUUAAAUACUGUGCAACAUGGCGAUGCAAGGCCAGCUAUAUAUAUAUGAUCUUCAGAGUAUUUGAGCGUGUAGAUAUGUUGUAAAGUUGUACUGUGAAUGUGUAAAUAAUAAUGAUGGUCUUUGUUUCAUGAUAUUUUUUGUUGAUUUUUUAA